Cylindrotheca closterium is the source of this 930-nucleotide messenger RNA. The record is from the annotation of a GenBank genome assembly. Lineage: Eukaryota; Bacillariophyta; Bacillariophyceae; Bacillariales; Bacillariaceae.
AUGCACAUUCGAAAAGGAGCAUUAAUACUGAAAAGCUUGGCCUUGAUUGAGGUGACAUCUUCACUGAUGGUGCCAAUCAAACGACGUCAGCUUCGUACUACAUUUCAGCGCACCUUUACGACUCAACGAUUGGCAUCCUCCCCACUGGGUGGUGAUUUUGCUGGUUUGGAUGCCACCUUUGAUCCCAUUGAUGGUAGUUUCAUUCCCAUUCCCGUCCAUCUUAUGGAUGCCUCUUUGCUCGAAUGGGGUCAAGAACCAAAGUGUUUGGAAACCUUGGUCAGCGAAGACCUCAUGGAUGACAUGAAAAUGGAGCGAACUAGCAUCGUCGUGUUGCCGGCCACCGGUUGCGGAGUGGACAACUUGGAGACCAUGAAAAAGAGUGAAACUUUGGAUAUGAAUGAAAAAGACGUUAAUGGCGACGUGAUUGGUGUACAGUACGAAUCUUCCUCUGGUGAUCAUGAUAAUAAGUCGUACCGGUUAGAGUCCAUUUUUGGAAUGGACGAGGGGUAUCGAAUGAGGGUGGUAUUGGAUCUAAUUUCGUGCAAGGAGAAAUUGUUCACUGUCAAGUCCCCCGUCCAUUUGCAUUACGAGCGACGAACCAGUGACGAGUCUACUGGUGGGACCCGUGCCGAUGGUGGUGGAUUGGAUGGUCGAACCGUGUCGGGUUUGUUGGGACCCGAGCUUUCGAAACAAAAAUCCUUUGCGGAAGAUACCCCACGGGAACAAAGCUACAUUGAAGAUGGUGUUCAUCAUCUCGGCCUUCCUGGAAAUGUGACAAUAAGCUACAGCUCCAUGACUCCCAACAGCUGGACUUGUGACAUCUGCCAUGAGCUCGAUGACAAGAUUCGAGGAGUGACAACGGCUGCCCUUCAGUUUGGAGGUGGUGAUGCUGACUUUAUGGUGGAAGCCUGGGAAGGAGCACAAGACUAA